Molecule: messenger RNA, 11126 nt
Organism: Porites evermanni
Lineage: Eukaryota; Metazoa; Cnidaria; Anthozoa; Scleractinia; Poritidae
Source: the annotation of a GenBank genome assembly
AUGAAACUUCUGAAGCCACUGCUUGUCCUCUUGUUGUGGAUAACUCAAUCAUCCCAGAAGAUACCUGUCUAUAUAGGAGGCUUCUUUCCCUUAAGUCCAAACAAAGCAUCAGUCCCAGGACAAGCGCUUUUGGCAGCGGCAGAACUGGCUCUAGAUCACGUGAACAAGUCUGACGUACUGCAAGAUUAUGAGCUGAAUAUGAUUGUCAAGGACUCAAAGGUGUGUAGCGAAGUAAUGUUACCACGUGUUCAAAAGCGUGACUGUUGACAUGCUAGUUCAAAGUUCGGAAGUAUAAGUGUGACGCAGUUGUGACAAAAAAAGUCCAAGCGAGUGUAGUUCUGAUUUGGACUGCUUGUAACAAUGACUGACGUCAGUGUGAUGACGUCAGUCUGAUGUUGACUUCCUUAGAGGCUGUCCCUAUUAAGGAGUCUCUCAUCCUAACAGUUCUGCGAGAUUUUGUUCGUUGACGCCAAGAAAUUGUUACUUCUACUUAACAUUAUGUUAACAGAGAAAAGAAAAAUCUAAUCAGGAUCCACUUUAACAGAUUAAUUUGUCUAGGCGUUUUGCAAAACUAGUUUUGUCUUAUGACCUCUUCAGUUGUCCACCUAACGAUUGCUUUCAAUCUACUUUGGUCAUUGUGUAUACUCUAGCUUCCCAGAUCCUUCUUUUAUCAAUUGGCCAGUAGGUUUUCGCCUGGCGCCGGGCGCAGCUCGGUUUCAGGCAACUGUGGUGUCAAGGUCGGUACAGGUAGAUAGCCGAAGGGCAGCCCUAACAGUAAGUGGGCGGCUCAGGGUUGAGUGGUGUAGGGAUGUUGACACCACUGUUUCAGCAGGAAAGUAGUAUUCACUAGAGGCUUUGAUUGAGAGGUUACGACAUUAAUUUUUGCAUAACACAGCUAAAUUAUACCUCUGCUGACUAUAACUAUAAUGGCUAUUAGUAAAAUCCAGCUAGCGGUAUAUUAUCAAUGCUGCGUUCUGAUUGGUUGAGCUACUACUAGGCUAUAUGUUAUAGCCCCCUAGUAGCGAAAAGCGCAAAAAAGGCUUAAAGUCUAGCUUUAACUAGCUUUAAUUGUUAAAUAUACCAUGAUGGCUAAGCCAAUCAGAGCUCUAGAAUUGCAUUAUCCAAUGAUUCAGUUUUUAAUAAAAAUUGAUACAAUUUAACACUCUCAUCAGUGUGACCCGGCUUAUACCGCCAACAUGUUUAUGGACCUGCUGUCAGAGGAGCCCAACAGUUUAAUGGCAUUUGGAGCGGCAUGUUCGGAUGUCACGGAAAUUUUGGCUGAGAUGUCGGCAUACAGGAAAUUAGCACAGGUUUGUUAAAUUUUGCCGCCAAGCUGGUUGUAUCUGCCAAUUAGUCUGCGGACCGUCAAAGUCAUUCUCUUCCACCCAGUCAAAUUAGUCCAUCGAUAAUUGAUCAUUCCAACUAUCAGUGGGGUUGUCAUCCAGCUCAUUCAAUAGGUUUGAAUGAGUUUUUAAUCCUUCACCUCGUCAGUCAGACAACCAGACAGUUAUGUAUAGCUAAACAUGAUUUCAGUCACUCAGAAGACAAUUAAGCCAAAUCAUUUAGCCAAACAAGCAGCCAUCAAACAAUGCCGUCUGAUUUUGGUCAGUUAAAUCAUUUAACCGAUGGAUCCCUCAGUCUUCGGUCACUCAGAGUCGUCAGUUAGUAAGCUAGUCAGUACCGACAGUCAUCGGUCAUUAAUUCCUUCAGUAACUGUUGGUCAGUCACUUAGCCAGACAUUCUAGCCCUCUCUGUCAGUAGGUAAAGCAGUAAGUCAGUGAUUGAGUCAGCCGGUCAGUUGGCGAGUAAGCUAGUCAUUCAGUCAGUCGGUUAGCCCGUCAGUUAGUGAGUCAUUCAGUCCGUCAGUCAGUCAUUCAGCUGGUCAGUCGGUCAGCCAGUCAGCCAGUCAGUCAGUCGCGGAGAGAGGGGGGGGGGGGGGGGGGUGGGGGUUCAGGCCCUCAGUUAGUCGGCUUUUCCUCCGGUAAAGGCGUUUCAAUGGGCCUUCCCAUCCUUUUGUCUUUCCGUUCGCUGUUUUUUCGUAAUUGUUUGUACCCCUGAAAUUUUCCUUGCUACUUACAAUGUAAGACGUAAGGCGUGGAGGGAGUCCGCCGGGUAGUGGUGGGGGAACCGAGCAAUUCAGUCAGUUGGUUGGCCGGGCGGUUAGGUAGUCAGUCCGGCCGUCGGUCAGUCAUUCGGCGGGCCGGGCGGUCGGCCGGGCAGCCAGGCAGUCAGGCGGGGGGGGGGGGGGGGGGGGGGAGAGGGUUGGGGUUCAGUCACUCAGUUAGUCGGCUAUUCCUCCGGUAAAGUCGUUUCAAUUGGCCUUCCCAUCCUUUUGUCUAUCAGUUCGCUGUUUUUUCGUAAUUGUCUGUACCCCUGAAAUUUUCCUUGCUAACUACAAUGAUUACCUCCCAUUUUAGAUUUCUUAUGCGUCUAGAUCUCUGGCAUUAUCAAACAGAAAUAGAUUUCCAACGCUAUUUCGUGCCCUGCCCUCGGAAUCUGCGAGAAACCUGGCACGAGUGGCGUGGAUUAAACAUUUUGGUUGGGAAAGAAUUGCAACAAUGUUUGAAAAAACAAGGAGUGACCUGGUAAGUUUCCACUCGUUCAGUUUGGUGCUUUUCUCAGAAUUGAUUGAGAGUCAUUUUAAAGAAACGCGAAUUCACUUUGUGCCACCUUAUAAUGACGUGGGUUCCCUUCGUCGUAUCUUUUAUACAUUUUUCUGCCGGUCCAAACCAUUUCUUUUCAUAAAUUUAUUUUGUUUUUGUCUCCUCUAAGGCAUCGCAAUCCAACAGCCAAGUAAUCAGAGAACUAAAAAAAAUAAAUAGAACAGUUCUUUUGUCUGAAGAAGUAACGGGUAAUCAACAAAUCGAUCUUCAGCUGAAAACGCUUGAGGUGAGGCCAUUUUUGGGUCGCGCUAGGGACUGGGUGGGUGUUGUGACGAAUUGCACUAUGGGACUGUUUUGAGGGACACACUUUGAUCCAGUUUCCUGUGCAAGCGUCUGAUAGUUAGAGCAAUUCGACAAAACAUCGACCCAGUGUUGCAUAACCGCAUUCGCCACUCGCACAUCUCCAUUAAUACACCAUGUUUACCCAACCCCCCCCCCCCAAAAAAAAAAAAAAAAAAAAAAAAAAAAAAAAACUUUAAAAAAAUAAUUUUUUAAAUUUAUCUUAAAAUGAAAAGAAAACCAAAAGGGAAAAUAAAAAAAAAAGAAGGGGAUAAAAAUGGUGGGGUCAGGGGGGGGGGUAGGAAAAUAAAAAGAUGAUUUAAGAUAAAUAUGAAAUAAUCAUUUUGAUAUAUUUGCAAUGGGUUUUGUUGUGUUCUUGUGUUUCCACCGGUUUUCUCUCCCAUCUUAAAAUUUUUUUCCCCUAUUUGUUUUUCUAAAAUAAAAUAAAUUCCCCCUUUUCCCCUUUCCCCCAAACCCCCUUUUUUUCCCCCCCCCCCCCCCAUUCCCCCAAAUAUUUUGCGUAACCUUUUUUUUUAAUUUCUCCUGUGGGUAUUGUGGUCAUCUGAAGAGAAAUUAAAGACAAUACUUAUGCAAAGUUUUUUUUUGUUUUUGUUUUUUUUUUUUUUUUGGGGGGGGGGGGGUGGGUAAAACUGGGGUUUUUAUUGGGUUGUGGGGGGGGGGAGUGGGGUUUUGCCACAUUGGGUGGGUUUUUUUUUGUAUUGUUUUAAAUUUAAGACGUUGCCCCGCGAAACUGGAUAAAAGUGUGCCCCUCAAAACAUACACACAGUUCAUUUUGCAAAAACACCACAAUAAACCAAACCCCCCCCCAAAAAAAAAAAAAAAAAAAAAAAAAAAAAAAAAAACUUUCAAUAAUUUUUUUUUUUAAUUUCCUUUAAAAAAACCCAAAAACCCCAAGGAAAAAUAAAAAAAAAAGGUUACCAAAAAAUUUGGGGGGAAGGGGGGGGGGGGGGGGGUCAAACAAGGGGUAUUAUGGGAAAUGUGCAAAUGGCGAAUUCAUUUAAUUUGAGAAAUACAUACUGUAGAGAAUAAUUUGCACCAUAUUUUGAUAUUCACUUCAUCGUGUAAAAAGCAGGAUGGAAGAAUGAGAAAAAAGGGUUUAUUUAAACUGGAAUAUUCAUUUCUACGUUUCUUCCGAUUUUUUGUUUCUGAUACGCAGUUGUAACAGGAGCAUCUUGAGAGUGAGAGGCAUUUUAUUGUCUUCUUCCGCUAAGGAUGAUAUAUCUCGAUAUCUGAAAUUUUUUGCAGCGAAAUGACGCUCGGAUUAUUGUUGGAACAUUUUAUGAAGCACAGGCGAGGCAUGUCUUCUGUCAGGUAAUUUAGGAAAAGGUGUAUUAAAGGCACCCCCCUUUUUCGAAAAUGAAUGAAAAAUUUUGUCCUUAUGUUAUGGUAGCCUUUCACUGCAUGCCUUCUUUCAUAUUUCCUGGAAAGAGUGUAUGCCUCCGAUCUUGGAUGAAUUCUAAAAAUAGUUAUGUUCACGGAAUGAGCACUGUGCCACUCUCUUCCCUGCUAUUUGUUAUCUUAAUUGAUCAGAUAUUGAUCGUUCAUUUUAACUUUCCAGUACACAAAUUCGGAAGUGUUUUCAUUUUUAGGCAUACAAGUCAAACCUGUAUGGAGUUCGGUAUGUCUGGAUUCUGAUUGGAACGUACACGCACAAUUGGUGGUCGGUACCAGACCCUACUCUGACUUGUACCAAGGAAGAAAUGAAGAAAGCUGUAGCAUACACAUUCAUAUUCAAUAAUCAAAUAUUUGUGACCGAAGAAGAGAAAGAAAAAGAGAACAAAACACUUUCAGGCCUAGUGAGUAUUUGCUUAUCUCUUAUAAGACUUUGGCAUAAUUGUCGUGUGCUAUGGCAUGGCUUUAUUCGCCAGGGACCUUUUUCGUUAACUUUACUACUUAUUUUAUUUUCCAUCUUCUCAUAGCCAUUUACAUUUGAGCGAAUAGAAAUGCUCAUGAAACGUAUGAGAGAUUCUUUCAUGCGCUUAUAUUGCUACCAUUACUGUGGAGGUCACAGGUCGCGUUGGUUUGGACCGUACUGUUGCCAGGGAAACAUAAAUACGUUGAUUUCUCCCAAAAUUCCUAGCCUGUAUUCCUAGCCCUGUAAAUCCGGUGUGAUCAUGCGCCUUUAUGACGUGAAAAAGGGAGGGCGGUGCUUGAAGGUAAAGACGUAAAUGACAAACAAACCUGGCGUUUUUGGUCUGGAAUCCAUAUUUGGCUAAGGAUGUGCUACCGUUAGAAAAAGUUCAAAGAAGAGCCUCUCGGCUUGGUCUCGGGAAAAAACGUGGGGAGAUGGAAUACGAAGAUCGUUAAAGGAAGCUAAAGUGGCCUACACUCAAAACGUAUAAAUUGUUUCUUUCUUUAGUUGAAUGCCACAAGAUCGUUUUUUGCGUGAACAAACUAAACCUUGACGAUCUUUUUGAUUUUACCAAGGGCAAUUAACCCGUGCUAACCACCCUUAUUAGCUAUAUGUUGAGCCGGCAAAGUGCAAUCCUUAUAAAUUUUUUUUCCUAUCCGAAUCAUGCGGGACUGGAAUCUAUUGUUGAGGCUGGGAGCCUGAACCGUUUUAAGAGUGCGGUGAAGCUCUUCCUAAAUAUCCAUUGGUUAUUUUUCUUGUUCUCAUCUAUUGUUAUUAUUGAUCGUUGAAGAUCCAAUUUAUAUUUUUGUAAAUAGUUUUUUUAUUUUAUAUAUUCUAUGUUAUACAUAGCUAAUAUCUGUUUUGACUUUCUAUUUAGGGAAACGUCUUAGGGGCAACAUCCAGUUUUCCUUUUCAAGAUGUUUUAUAAUUCUUAUUUUCGUCAUCUUGAAUAAAUACGUUAUGUUAUGUUAUGUUGUGUUAACGACGAAAUUGAUUUUAAGGGGCUAUUGUGUCUAUCCACAGACAACCAGGCAAUUUUAUGAACAGUAUAAAGAGAGAUUAAAGAAGUUAAACUUAUCAAGAGUACCAAACAUUACCGCUUACACUUACGAUGCUGUGUGGACUGUAGCUGUGUCACUGAACAAGUCUAUACCAGUUCUCAAGUCCAUAGGGCUAGAGUUGCAAGACUUUUACCGUAAUAAGACGGAAAUGACCAAGUUGUUUGUACAGACCAUUCAAGACAUACACUUUCUUGGAGUUACUGUAAGUUGAAAUAUUUUUGCAUUGUUGUAUCUUUUAUUUGUUAAAUAGCAACUGCGACCACAUAGCUCGAAUAAAGCCUUCUGCAGAGAAAGCGAUGUGAAAGCCAGUUCGAAAACUGUUUUCGUUUUCAGGGAGAAGUCGCGUUUUUUGAUGACGGCGACCGGUAUGAUGGUAUGGUGGAAAUUCUUCAACAGCAUCCAGGUACUUGCCAUAUAUACUGUGCUAAGACUAAGCCUCAGACCUAGCGAACGCCGUGGCAUUCGGCCUUGCAGAAGCCGGUCGUUUGGUGUGCUUGACAUCAUUUACACGUUUUUACAUCCUUAAGGGACAGUAAAGUGGGUAACAAAAACGUGUAACUUGUUUUGCAACGAGUUGGAAUGAAAUAUUGCACGUUUUACCACCCACAAAUCAAACCUGUCAUGCAACAAAUCCGGUUUUUGCAAGUUGCGUGAAUACUAACUUCUGAAACAGAUUUUGUUGCAAAAAGUAGAACUGAUGUAUACUUUCUGCAACAACUUUUCGCAACCAGCAAAAACCUAAUUUGUUGCAAGACAAGUUUGAUGUGGGUGGCAAAACGCGCAACAUCGCUAUUCAACUCUUAUUGCAUCAAUGUUGCAAGACAAGCUGAAUGUUUUUUGUUGCCCGUUUUCCCGCACCUUUAGAACCAGUUGUGUUCUAGAAUUUUAUUGAUUAGCAUCAUAACAUUUGCUCAUAGCAACUGGAUAAAUGCUCGGGUGAUUUCAAAAUUACGAUGAGGGAAGUUAUAAUUAAGCAUUGAGUCAAAGAAGAACAGCAGCAUUUUGUCACACUUAGAUUAAGAAGGAAAGCCGAAUGGCUUUACACUUAGAAAAAGAUACCAACUGUAAAUCCGGUCCUAACAGCUUCAAAAACGUGUUUGCAAACCCUCAGGGCUAAGAUUAGAUUUGGCGAGAAAAAGAAAUAAGAGACAGAAUACUCAGCACGAUGAGAAAAUGCAAACACAGCCUGGGAAGUCGUGUAAUGACAGUUGCUGGCUUUCCUGUUCACAGAUGGCCGCGCGGUGAAGGUUGGUUGCUACGACGCACGCGUCAAAAAGCUUCAGCUCUUUGGUCAAGGAAAUGUUUGGCCAGGUAACUACUUUAUUAGCCUAAAAUUAAUAUCCUUGCUGUAUAUUAAUUAUCUUGGCUUGAGGCAAGAACUUCACACUCGACGAAGUGAAAGGAGCUUGAAUGACGUUUAAGACGCGAAAGGAAUCUCAGCCCCUGGCCGUGAUAUUCGCUGCACAUUGCUCGAAUACUGAAUUUUUAAGACAACUAACAGGUUCCUUUCGUGUAAUAACUACAUUUCAUACUACAAAGCCAAGUGACAAUAAAUACAUGAUAGAAGAUAGAAAGCGAGUAAGAUAUGAAUGCCUAGCUCUUAGGUACUGACUUCACAUUGAUGAAAUGGACACCAAUGUAAACGCAAAAUCUUACGUUACAACAUUUCGUAUGAUGAAAGUGCCCCAGAUUAGUCAGAAAAACUUAUUACUUAUGUUAUUGAUUCCUUUAAUGGCCUAAAAAAAAUGAAGGGAUAUGCAGUUCUUUCUGUUCAAAAGGCAUCAAGCAUACUGCAGAUAUAAUAGUUUAAUAUAUGUGGAGAACAUACUUAUUUUGUUAUUUUGUUCACAGAUGGUAGAAUUCCUCUUGACAAGACAAUCACAGUGACUGAGUAUGUCAAGAUAUCCAUGUGGCUGAUCAUUUUAACAAGUUGUCUGAGUACUCUCGGAAUUGCUCUAGCGAUCUUUUUAUUGGGAUUCAAUCUUCGUUAUAGGAAGAAAAAGUUAGUGUCUAAUCACCCUUGUUUCAAAAACUAAAGAUUAAAAACUUUAACCAAUAAGAAGCUUGAAAUAUGACGUAUAUGAUAGAGGUGAGCCAUAAAGAUGGCUAUGAGCACCACAUUCUUGAUGAACAUGACUAUGGCACCACAUUCUUGAUGACCGUGGCUAUGGCCACCAUAUUCUUUAUCACCAUGACUACGACCACCACAUUCUUGAUGACCGUGGCUAUGGCCAGCACAUUCUUGAUGACCAUGACUAUAACCACAAAUUCUUUAUGACUAGAACUAUGAUGACCAUGAUACCGACCAUCGAUCCGACCUUGCCAUUAUUAAGAUCAUGACCGUCUUCUUUACUUCGAGGAAGGAUACCCCCAAAAUGCAUGUUUGAUUGGCACCUAUGCCGACAGAAUAAAGCAUGCUAUCUUAUAUUUUCCCCAGGUAUAUAAAACUAUCAAGUCCAAACCUAAAUAACGUGAUUCUUCUUGGAGGCAUCAUGAUGUAUUCUACUGUGUUUAUAUAUGGAUUGGAUGGAAGACUGUCACCACUCAGUUACAAUUACGUCUGCCGUGUGAGUCUAACUAACAAAUAGUGAUGCUAUGGCGAUAUCAUAUUGAAUGAAGGCAUAAGCUCAUAGCGGCUGAGUUGUCAUGAGAUGAUUACACUGUGAUUUUGUCGGCAGUGACUAUGCAUUGUACGGCUAAAUAACAGUGAUAACUUAAAAGAAAAUCUCCACAACACCGGACAAUUUUAUUGCAAUUGUAACAAUGCCGAUAAUGUACACCACCAUCAACAACAAAAUACGCACUAUGAACUGGACAAAUAAUUAAAUAGAAAAAUGCUUUUUUUCAGGCCCGAUUCUGUUUAUUAUCCCUUGGAUUUACAGUUGGAUUUGGGGCAAUGUUCUCGAAAACGUGGCGAGUUCAUCAAAUUUUCACCAAUAUCAAGAAAGUGAGAAAGGUAACUUAAUAAUUUUUACAUGCUAUUUGCUCAUGAACAUUUUAUUUUCAUGGACAAAAAACAGAUCAAGAAAAAAUACAAAAAAGACCAGAAAGACAUAGAAUCAUACAUCAACCGCCAAAGCAUAUUUCUUUGAUAGGUUUGAACCCAGGGGGGGUACUCGGGAUUUCAAGUGACGGGGAUGAUGGAAGGAUUUUUUUGGGUUUGAAAUUUUCGAUUUCGGGAUUUUUUGGGUACGAAAAUUUGGCAAUUAUUUUUUUGGUAGCUUGAUUUGAGUAGGGAUUUUUUUGGGUAUUAGAAAGAAUCGGUAGUGCCCUGGCUGCGUAGUUCUCCGAAUAAAGUACAAACAAACGUGUUUUGCUGUUGUUUAAUAGUUAACUAUGGUGUCGCUUUACAUCGCACGUGUUAUACAAUAGUCUGCAUUUUUGGUCCAGGGAUUUUUUUGGGUUCUGCUGGAAGCCCUAGGGAUUUUUUUGGGUCUUGACUUUUGGCUCCAUUUCAUCAUCCCCGUCACUUGAAAUCCCAAGUACCCCCCCUGGGGGGUUGAAUAAGAUAGAAUCAGAAUUUCUCUGAGAUGAAUGUCGUCUUGCGAAGGAGUGGAGAUAUAAAUGGAAUUAUCUUAAAAGGUACUGACAUUUCAAAAUGUUGUACAUCCCUGGAUGAAAGACGACCCCCCCCCCCUAAAAAUACCUGCGUGGGAGGCCCUUCUCUUGCAGGUUUUUCGAGAUUCCGAUAUGUUUCAUUCCAACGGGCAUGAGCGCAUUAUUUGUUAAUUAUUGACUGUUAAUAUCUGUUAUUACCCCCUCUCAACAGGUGGUUCGUGAUUUUGAUCUGUUCCGGCUGUUGGGGGCUUUGGUAUUUGUUGAUGCUUUGUUGCUGGUGAUCUGGAUGACCCUGCAUCCCCCCAGCAGGAACGUCAUAAUUCAGACGGAAGGAACUCGCUCGGUAAGACUUGGUAGUACUAAUAAGUGAUUUAACAUUUGGUACCUAGCCAUGGUAGAUGUCAACAGGAAAACGCACGUGAACUCUAGUUGGCGAUGAGACGUCUGCAGUUGAAGUGCUAAUAAUUAGAAAAAAACUAACUUCUUUAAUUCCAUAAUGUUAGUUUGAAAAAUUUUUUUAAGGAACAAUUUUGCAAUUUUGUUCUAAACAGCGCCAGGGUUUAAAAGGCUUGGAAGUACAUCUCUACCCAAACUUCCUCUGGGUUUCCUCCCCCCUCAACGGGCGUAAAAGCAAACAAGGAAAAUACAAAGGCGAAGGAUAACAAACUGUGUACGUUAAAAAAAAUUAAGGAGCAAGUAUAAACACACACUCAAUUGAUAACAGACAAAAAGAGUUCAAAAAUUAUAUUAACUGGUAUGUUCUUGAGAUGAAUAAGAAAUCUAUUUACCUUCGGCAAGAUCAAAAACGACCCCUUGUAGGUUCGUUCUGAUUUCUUCUCAUUUCACCUACAGGUGUCUGAGGAUCGCGAUUACAGGACGAUUCUUUACCGUGAGGAGUGCUAUGGCCCUCAUUUCACAGUUUGGAUUAUUGUAUUUUAUACUUUUCACAGCCUUCUGCUUAUUUUUGGCCUGUUUCUCGCAAUUGGGACUCGAAAGGUUUCUAUCCCUGCUCUGAAUGACUCGCGAUUCAUCGGCAUCAGCGUGUAUAACGUGGUGCUUUUGUGUGCAAUUGGUGUUCCUGUGUCAUUCUUCGCCAACAGCCACCCCACCAUCAGUUUUUGCCUCAUCUGUGCAGUCAUCUUGUUUUGCACGACGCUGACUCUUGGAAUACUAUUCAUACCUAAGGUAAGGACGCUUUAGUAGUGGUUUAAAUGAAAACAACCUUGUCUCAUUAUUUGCCUUUGUUUUUAUACCAGAACCUUCAUACUGUAAAGCAAAGUUAACACCAUCAACAGGGAACGUAGUCUGCUCAGUAGCUUUAUGUAACAGUCACUUUUGCCAGGAUUUUAUCCCCAGUUUCAGAAAGUUUAAAAAUCUGUGUAAACCCGUACACGGCAUAACAGAAAAAUGCCUCUUUGAUGCUCUCAGCUAAAUGGUCGGAACUAAUCCACACUUUCAUGUACUCAGUUUGUAUCAAAUGCUUAGAUAGUUUAAUUUCAUAUUUCUCAGGUUUACAAAAUAUACAAAAAUCCGGAUGAGAAUCCUCUUAGACGUGGUCUCAACAGCACGGCAUGUGGAUCAUCAAACAGGCAGUUCCUUCAUGUGCCAUCCUUUGAUGCAUUGCGGAAUAGCGCUCAAGUUGAGGAAGAGAAUCAACAGCUGAGAGAAGAAGUAGAAACGGUCAGGGUUUAA